UGUCUGAAUAAAAGGGUCCAAAAGCAGAAGGGAUCCUUCUUUUCGAGGUCUUGACAUGACGUUAAAGCUUCAAACACAAGCCCGACUCUUUGACCUGCACUGCUCUGUAGGUUUGACAGACUGGGACAUGGACAAGGAGCUGAAACUGGUUACAACUACUGACCAGUUUUGCCAUGAUGAUAAACUUGGUGAUCCAUAUGUGGCACAGAGGUCUUUGGCAAUAGCCUGCAGAAGAAAAGAUGAGUUUGUUUGGUAUGACAAAACAUCAGACACCUUUGUGAAGCCAAACCUGUGGCUCCUUGUCAAUCCUAACAUUGCUUGUCCGCUCCUCUCUGGAGAAGCUGCAGUAGAUUGUCGGAAUCUCCAAGAACUUGCAGAGGAAGUCCAAAAGCCACUGACUCAGUGUUCACAAGCCACAAAAUGUCACAGGUUUUCUCCCCAGGGGGAAAGUGUGCAUGUUCUCUCCUCAUCCACCGACUACAUGGAUGACGGCAGCUCCUGCCAGACUACACACUGCAGACGCAAGGGGAGAAACACAAAAGACAAUGAACUCUUGAAGCCAGGAUGUUGGCCUCGUCCUCCUGUAAAUUAUUGCAUCCUCAUUGCUCUGGCACUUAAAAGCAGCCAUAAUGGGAGCCUCAGAGUGCAGCAGAUUUACAACUUCACCAGAGAACACUUCCCUUUCUUUCAGACUGCUCCUGAUGGCUGGAAGAACACAAUUCGACAUAACCUGUGCUUCAACAGUAGCUUCCGUAAAACUUGCAACCAAAUGCGCAGAGAUGGAAAAAGGAAGUCCUGCUUUUGGCACCUGACUCGAGAUGGCCAACGCCGACUGAAGGAUGAGAUCUGCAUGUUGUCGGGAGAAUCUUUAAAGCAGUUGGAGAGGAGCAUGUCCUGUCCAGGUGAAUGUGAUCAAACUACAGUAUGUAAAAGAUUUGGACUGGCAAAACAACUUGGACAGCGUGAAGAUGUGAUUAUCAAUUUGCGUUUCUUAUUGCAGAUAUUAUUGCAAAACUACUUGGAAUGUGAUUGCAAUUAACAAAGUGCUUCAUACAGAAAGUAAGCAUGUGACACACAUGGGAACAGAGGACAAGUGAUGCAACUCUGAGAGGUUUUGAAGGAAUCUGGUGCCCUUGAGCAAGGUGGUCAACAGCACUGAAGUUUUUGUUUUGUACAUAUCCUACUGUCACUCACGUUCCUUACCACAGGUUGUGGCCCGAAACGGGGGCAUGAAACAUUUAGCGCUUGGCCACAGAGAAAUACUUUUUAAAUAGUCCUCUUCGGGUUCUCCAAUCUCCGAACCUUUAUGCCACCUUUCCUUAACCGUUGGACUAUGUCACGGGAUCAAGGAGAGAUGGAAAGGUGCCCCCUUUCGAACAUAGGAAAGAAUAGCGCUGUUUCAAAGGAAUUCGGCUCCACUUUUCCUGACGUUAUCGCAUGAUGGAGAGUAUUGCUGAAGUCUAUAACUUGCAGACUUUACCUGAACAAUAUUUACAUCAUAGUAAAAACAUCUUUUAUAAUUGACAUUCUAGCCAUGAAAUAUAUUUCAACAGUUAAAUAUAUAGGGAUGGUAAAAUUAAGUCAAACAAUAUAUUAGGACACUUCAAAAGCCAUUAAAACCUUGGAUAUACAGUAUGUGCUCUUAGUUUUGUAAUACGAUCUCGCCACUGAUUGUAUGUCACCCCCCCCCCGGGGAUUGUGUUCUCAAUAAAGAAAAAGUCUCAAGCUUGA
Molecule: messenger RNA, 1731 nt
Organism: Phyllopteryx taeniolatus (common seadragon)
Lineage: Eukaryota; Metazoa; Chordata; Actinopteri; Syngnathiformes; Syngnathidae
Gene: foxr1
Product: forkhead box R1
Exons: 7
Coding region: 56-1039 (327 amino acids)
Biological process (GO): regulation of DNA-templated transcription
Cellular component (GO): nucleus
Molecular function (GO): DNA-binding transcription factor activity; sequence-specific double-stranded DNA binding
Source: RefSeq, a predicted model, not a curated record